GGGAACUCUAUAAAAGGACCACGUGUCAGAAAGGCAGCAGGAAUCGAAAUUCUGCAGAAUAACAGCAUGGUAACUUUAGGGGGAACGAAGCACAGUAGCAGGAGCAGUAGACAAGCGCUGGGGGUCUCUUGGAGGGGCCAGACAGAGAGAGAGAGAGACAGUAAAGGAAGACUGAUGAUGACAUUGAUGGCCAGUGGGUCUUAUUCCAGCCCCUUGUGAUCCCUUUAUCGAUUGAUGGACUGCAGAAUACAUCAUUAUCCCUCGUAUGAUUCUACGUCUGAGUCUGUUCGUACCGACGAAUCUGGAAAGGCCUUCCAUGAGAUUCAAAGACAACGAAGGUAUCCAGGAGACCAGGAUAGAUGCGACCGUGCGCCGUAGGUGCUUUAAGGCUCAGAAGUGCUAGAAAUUGGAUCGUGAAGUUAUGAAUGGAGUGAGAAAGCUCAGAAGUGCUAGAAAUUGGAUCGUGAAGUUAUGAAUGGAGUGAGAAAGCGGAGCCUGUUUCGGUCGAAUUUUCAGCAAGAGAUGGCAAUCCCGACCGUGGAGGAGCAUAGGUAUAGCAUGGCCUGAGAAGGGAAAUAUCGGCUGUGGUUGGGUUGGUGACUACUUUUUAAUAGAAAUAUGGCUGCUAUGGUGGCUUACAUGAGUGUGCCCGAUGCUUAUGGGGUUGUGGAACCAGGGGUUUAUCGAGCAAAAGCAGCAGCUGCGCCCAACUUGCCAUUUUUGUUGCACUUGCGUUUGCGCACUCUGCUUUACCUCUCCCCUGAUCCUCUCCUGCCAUCGUUCACCGCCUUUCUCGACAAAUGUGCUACCCGCUUUAUUCAUCUAGGAUUGAGGGUGUGGAAGCCGUACGCAACAUGGAAGCCCGUAAGCGAGGAGCUUAUAAAGGAUGCAUUGGAGAUCGUUUUGGAUGUGAAUACCCAUCCGAUUAUGGUCAUGUGCUCGUCAGGAAUACAUCAAACAGGAACAGUGGUUGGGUGCCUUCGACGUUUGCAAAAAUGGAACUUGACCUCCCUUUUGGAGGAGUAUAGGCGCUAUGCUGGAAGUAAAGCACGAUAUGCUAAUGAGCAGUUUAUGGAGCUAUUCGACGAAGAUCUUGUUACAUUACCCAAAGAUCUUCCAGCAUGGUUCAUCGAUCAACGUAGAAUGAUGGAAGAAGAAGAGGCAGACUUCCGACGAUCACAAGAGUCUGCGGUACAACAGAUAAAUGGUGGAUCCAGCUCCCCUCUUACCUGGCUAGAGGCUUCACCUCUCGGAAACGGUUCCUCGAAUGGACACGUUUCUGGCAACGCACAACGAACAGAUGAGGAAAAUGGUGAGGACACGUCAAAGCCCUUGGCAACAGUAAAAACACCAACAGAUGUUGUAAACUAUAGGAAGUUUUACUAUCUGAGGAGUAGCCCACUUACGACGGAAGAUCGAUCAUACAAACGUAAAAUUAUUGGCAAAGUUGAGUAAGCCCUCUAGUUUGAAAAUCCGGCAUGAAGAAUAUCAUGCAAGAGCGGCCAGAUUAUGAGCGUCUAUACGAGGAGAAACCGAGAUAUUGGUGUAAGUACCUCAUCCGUAUGUACAGUCUAGCCAAGCUGUCGGUUCGUAAAAAUUUCUGCGCAAGCUUACGAGCAUUAGCGACGACUGCAAAACUCCGUAGGACAGAAUAUUUCUUAUCGCAAUACUCAAGAAGGAAUCAGCAUCUUGCUGAUAUUUAUCUGAGCUGAUGGUUCACCAAAUUAUACGCAAGCCUACGAGCUGAAGUAACGAUUACAGAGUAUUCCGUUGUCUAGAAUACUGCUUACCACCGAUACUCAAGGAGGAUCAGCAUUUUGCUGAUGUAGCGCUUGCCAUUAUCUUAUAGUUAAGAAGCCAAUUAAACGUUUUUGGUGUCUUCCUACGUCGUUGCCAAGAAUCAGUAGAUAAAGAUUUUUCAUUCAAGCAUACGGUGACAAAGUCUAAGUUUCGCUCUACCUACGAUGUAAAAGACUUCAAGAGAUAUUAGCUUCUUUGUCGACGUCGAUGACGUCCAAGUUUUACAUCUUCUUGUACAAGUGACCAUUGUACUACCAUAACUUUGAGGGCAAUCAUCGUUCAAUAUUGGGUCUUUAAGCCAUUGUUGACACACGCCUGUUAAAUUUUUUUUGGAAUCGAUUAAACAAUGUGCCG
Molecule: messenger RNA, 2154 nt
Organism: Marchantia polymorpha subsp. ruderalis
Lineage: Eukaryota; Viridiplantae; Streptophyta; Marchantiopsida; Marchantiales; Marchantiaceae
Source: the annotation of a GenBank genome assembly